This is a messenger RNA of Rangifer tarandus platyrhynchus (Svalbard reindeer), 219 nucleotides long. The record is from the annotation of a GenBank genome assembly. NCBI's taxonomy places the organism in Eukaryota, Metazoa, Chordata, Mammalia, Artiodactyla, Cervidae.
AUGGGCCAGCGGAGGCCUGCUGCCCAGGAGGCCUGUGCCGAGGACCCUGGCUGUGCCCACGGGAAAUUGAAUUCAGAGCUCCUUCUGAAUCGUAAAUCCAGGGCAGCUGGCAGCUUGCCCAGGGCAGCUGGCGCGAAAGCGCAGGAGCGUCUGCGUCUGGCCGACCCCUCUGAGGGUGGGCCCCAGGUGUGCCGGCUGGGGAUUCGGUUCCAGCCUUAA